CUUGAGCCCAGGGCUUUGUUCCCACUUUAAAUAGCAGUCCCAGCAUGAUUUUGCUUCAGACUCUGGAAAGCAGGAGCUGAAUUCCGGACAAUCCCACAUCGAUGAAAGCAAAGGGAAGGCACCAAGACAUCAUCAUGUCCACCUCGCUGCGAGUCAGCCCAUCCAUUCAUGGCUACCACUUCGACACGGCUGCCCGCAAGAAAGCUGUGGGCAACAUCUUCGAAAACAUCGACCAAGAAUCUCUGCAAAGGCUCUUCAAAAACUCUGGAGACAAGAAAGCCGAGGAGAGGGCUAAGAUCAUUUUUGCCAUUGAUCAAGAUUUGGAAGAGAAAACAAGAGCCCUGAUGGCCCUGAAGAAGCGGACGAAAGACAAGCUUCUCCAGUUUCUGAGACUGCGGAAAUAUUCCAUCAAAGUCCACUGAGGACAGGAGUGUGGCUAGGAAGAACGGACAUUUAACGACCAACAGUGAGUUUAUGAGACCCGGGGACACACAACGCUGAGUUGUGCCUUGUGAGCUUCUCAGGACUCGGGAGCCCUGAAGCAACAGAACUCACUGGGUACCGCGACUGACACAAUUCCAGGCACUAGGCUGUGACAGUGGAGGACAAAAUGCUUUCAGCCAGGACUGCAAAUGCUCCUGCAGGAAAGGACUGCUGCCGGUGCCAAGGGAAGAGCCCGAGUUUAGGCAGAUGUCAUAAGAACUGAAGAAAACAGAUGGUUCUGGGGAGGGAAAAAAAUGCAUCCAGGGUUACUUUAUCAGACUCUUAAAACUUCAAUUCACCGUGAACUUUUCAAACAACAAAACCAAAAUUGGAUUGGGGAGGGUAGAAGAGGGGAAUGGAGAAAGAAAAUAGUAUGCUCAAAGUGUUUACUGAAUUUUUCUAUUUGAAUGUUCACAAUGUUGCCAAGCCUUCCUGUUGCCUUUUGGUAAAGCAUUUUUAGAGAUCGGUAAUUAUUUAUUUACAUUUAUUACAAUGCUUGAAAAUGUGCAUCAUGUGGGUGUAAGUGCAAAUUCAUGAACUUUAAUAUUCUUAGCAGCUUAGUUGAACCAUAUAUCAUUCUCUGGUUUGUAACGACUUUUAGACAUUUAAAGUUGGUUGCACAAAAGUUAAAAUAAUGGGGUUCUUCAUAAAUCUAAAGUACUGUGAAAAUAUUUUAUAAUGGUUUUUAUCUUCUGACUAAUGCUCAAAUAUAAUCUAAUGAGAGUUCUUUCAGUUAUUACAGUAAGCAUUGGGAAAUGAGUAUGAUACACUAAAUAGUUGAUGAAGAUGCUAUGGUUUCUAUAAUUUAUUAUACAUGGCAAGUGAGAUGCAACCACAAUAAAUUAUUAUGAACUUA
This is a messenger RNA of Echinops telfairi (small Madagascar hedgehog), 1339 nucleotides long. RefSeq names its product transcriptional and immune response regulator (gene TCIM). The coding region runs from base 102 to 422 and encodes 106 amino acids. The record is from RefSeq and is a predicted model, not a curated record. Gene Ontology annotation, molecular function: Notch binding. The transcript has a single exon. Gene Ontology annotation, biological process: negative regulation of Notch signaling pathway; endothelial cell activation involved in immune response. Gene Ontology annotation, cellular component: cytosol; nucleus. NCBI's taxonomy places the organism in Eukaryota, Metazoa, Chordata, Mammalia, Afrosoricida, Tenrecidae.